Molecule: messenger RNA, 2047 nt
Organism: Habropoda laboriosa
Lineage: Eukaryota; Metazoa; Arthropoda; Insecta; Hymenoptera; Apidae
Gene: gkt
Product: probable tyrosyl-DNA phosphodiesterase
Exons: 6
Coding region: 1-1959 (652 amino acids)
Biological process (GO): single strand break repair; double-strand break repair
Cellular component (GO): nucleus
Molecular function (GO): single-stranded DNA binding; 3'-tyrosyl-DNA phosphodiesterase activity; double-stranded DNA binding
Source: RefSeq, a predicted model, not a curated record
AUGGCAACAAGCUUUUACGCCAAUAUUUCAGUCAAAAAACCAUGUCCUUACAUGGAAAAAUGCUAUCGAAAAAAUCCCAUACAUUUCAACGAGAUGUCACAUCCACAUUUGGAAAAAAUUGUAAAAAACCAAUUAGAAGACGAAAUACGAAUUCCUGAGAAGCUUGAUUUUGAAUGCUCCGAUCGAUCUCUUCUAUUAGACCAAUUGAAGCUCCUGCAAAUAGUAUUAAGGAAAGAAAGAUAUGGCAGUGGAAGUAAUGCUGCAGACAAACUGUCUGUUAAAUUUACAGAAAAAGAUAGUAUAGAUAAGAAUAAUGUUAACAAAGUGAAGGAAGAUUUGGAUAAUCUAGAAAUAGUGGAAGAAAGCACAGAAAAAGGCAGUUCUUCUCGAGACAGGAAAAGAAAUAAGAGUAGUUUUGGUGAUAACGAAAGGGGGAAAAAGAAGUCGAAAUCAAGUUACAGUAAAUGUGAGGAAGGGGACCAAGAAUGUACUCAAAGUCCACACACAGGUUCAGAAAGUGCUCAAAGUUCCGGUUCCACGCAAGGAAUAUCUAUAUUGAAACUUUUUCGAUCGUGUAAUUCUGCAAAAUCCAGAAAUACAGUCAGAGCGAUAACAAUCAAGAGAAUGAAAGAAGGGGGAUUUGAUGUGUCGCUGGUUGAACCUGGAAAUUUUGCAAUGAAACAUGCACUCUCCGCGCCGUAUCAUUUAUUUUUCACAAGGGUGGAAAAGUCAAAGCCGACAUACGAUCAGCAAUUUACUGUAACAUUUCCUGAAAUACUAGAUAUAAGCUUAGGAGAAAUAGUGAAUAGCUUACAAAUUAAUUUCAUGGUUAAUCUCGAAUGGUUAUGCUUGCAAUAUUUAUUGGCUUGUCAAAGCACAGAUAUGUUAAUUUUAUACGGAGAAAGAGUAGACGAUAUAAAUCUGGGCUUAAAUAUUACCAUGAUACCCAUAAGUAUGCCAACGAAAUUUGGCUGUCACCAUACUAAAGUCAUGAUGUUUAAAUACAAAAAUGACGGUAUACGGGUUGUUGUAUCUACCGCGAAUUUGUAUGCGGACGAUUGGGAUAAUAGGACGCAAGGACUUUGGAUAUCGCCGCUUCUUCCACCACUUCCAGAAUCUGCGAAUCCAAGUGAUGGUGAAUCGCCGACGGGUUUCAAGAAGGAUCUGGAACGUUACCUCAAUAAAUACAGACAGCCAGCUUUAACAGAGUGGACCUCUGCUGUCAGAAGAGCAGACUUCUCUUCAGUAAAUGUAUUCUUUCUGGCUUCUAUCCCCGGGAGGCACAAAGACUUAGAAAAAGAUUUUUGGGGGCACAGAAAAUUAGGCUCCGUUCUUUCUAAACAUGCCAAAUUACCUCCAGACUCGCCACGCUGGACAUUAGUCGCUCAAAGUUCUAGUAUCGGUAGCUUAGGUCCAAAUUACGAAAGUUGGCUUAGAAAAGAAAUAGUAUCCUCGAUGUCGAAGGAAAACCCGUCAAGUUUGAAAAGCCUUCCGAGCUUUCAGUUCAUUUAUCCCACGAUAAAUAAUUAUAAACGCAGUUUCGAUGGUCAAGUUGGGUCUUCUUGUCUACCCUAUAGACUUCUUACACAUUCUAAACAGACAUGGGUAGAAUCCUACAUGUACCAAUGGAAGGCUACACGUACCGCGAGGGAUAGAGCAAUACCUCACAUAAAAUCUUACACAAGAUUCUCGCCGGAUUUCAAGGAAAUUCCUUGGUUCGUUCUCACCAGUGCCAAUUUAAGUAAAGCCGCUUGGGGAACGAGCGGGGUGGACUCUCACUAUAUCUUGAAUUACGAAGCCGGUGUUGUAUUUAUUCCAAAAUUUGUCACUGGAUCAACAACUUUUCCUGUUCAAGAAGAAGAACCAGGAGUACCAGUCUUCCCUAUUGCAUACGAUUUACCUCCAACGAAGUACGAGAGCGACGAUAAGCCGUUUGUCCAGGAUUUUUUCUUCGAAUAAUUAGAACGAAACGUUGUAUCUAUUUAUUUAUGCGAAUUCAAAGAGCACAGCAUGUACGAAUCAAUUUUUUUUUAUAAUAAAUGCGAUA